Messenger RNA from Dipodomys ordii (Ord's kangaroo rat), 2409 nucleotides. It is a transcript of the gene Ddx51, whose product is annotated as DEAD (Asp-Glu-Ala-Asp) box polypeptide 51. Gene Ontology annotation, molecular function: ATP binding; nucleic acid binding. The record is from RefSeq and is a predicted model, not a curated record. Gene Ontology annotation, cellular component: nucleus. NCBI's taxonomy places the organism in Eukaryota, Metazoa, Chordata, Mammalia, Rodentia, Heteromyidae. The transcript is spliced from 14 exons. The coding region runs from base 1 to 2019 and encodes 672 amino acids.
AUGGCGCUGUUUCACGUCGCCCGGUACUCGGGCCUCGGCGCCGGGCAGCCGGAGGCCGAGGCGGAGGCCGGGCGGCCCCGCGGGGCCCGUGCGCUGCUCGAGCGGCUGCAGUGCCGGGCCCGCGAGCGCCAGCGCCAGCGGCAGGAGCCGGAGCCGGACCCCGAGGCUGCCGCGGGGACCCCGCAGGCCGCGGCCCGGCGGCGGCGGCGGCCUCGGCGGCGGCCUCGGCGGAUCCACGGCUUGGAGCCGGGGAGCCCCGACGCGCCUCGGCCGAAGCGGCGGAGAGCGGACGGCGAGGAGGCCGGCGCGGGCGGGCCGGCCGGCGCGGGCUGCGGACCUGGGCCGCGGCGGGAAGACGCCCCACCGGGCCCCGGCUGCCUCGCAGGUGACGGCGAGACGGCGCCGCGGGCGCGCUGCGAGCGCCACGAGGCCCAGGCGGCCCUCGACGGGCGCUCCCUGAAGGAGACGCCUGGACUUCCGGGGCCCGGCCCGGUCCUGGGAGGCUUCGCCCGGAGCAAGACGCCCAAGGUCCAGCCUUUCCUGCCACUGUGGCUGGCUGAGCCGAGCUGUGUCAAGAAGAAUGUCACCGAGGAUCUUACUCCACUCGAGGCCAUUCCUGAGGUGCACCCUGACCUGCAGAAACAGCUGAGGGCACAUGGCAUCUCCUCCUACUUUCCAGUCCAGGCAGCUGUGAUUCCAGCCCUCCUAGAGAACGCAGCCAGUGGGUUUCUGGUGGGGAGAGGGGGUUACCAGCCCAGCGACCUCUGUGUUUCUGCCCCAACUGGCAGUGGGAAGACUCUGGCCUUUGUCAUCCCGGUUGUACAGGCCCUGCUGCAUCGUGUGGUUUGCCACGUCCGUGCCCUGGUUGUGCUGCCCACCAAAGAAUUGGCCCAGCAGGUGAGCAAAGUGUUCAACAUUUACACAGACACCACACCUCUCCGUGUUGCCCUGGUUACCGGACAGAAGUCGCUGGCUAAAGAACAAGAGAGCCUUGUCCAAAAGAUAGCAGAUGGCUACCGCUGCCUGGCUGACAUUGUGGUGGCCACACCUGGCCGCCUGGUGGACCACAUUGAUCAGACUCCAGGAUUCAGCCUCCAGCAGCUCCGCUUCCUGGUGAUUGAUGAGGCUGACCGAAUGAUCGACAGCAUGCACCAGUCCUGGCUGCCACGGGUGGUGGCAGCAGCUUUCCACAGCAAGGGCCCUGCAGACCCCUGUGCCCUGCUCCAGAGAAGGCAGCCCCAAGCUGUAACUGCCCAGAGCACCUGCUACCCUCAGAUGCCUCUGCAGAAGUUGUUAUUCUCAGCCACCCUAACACAGAAUCCUGAGAAACUGCAGCGGCUUGGCCUCUAUCGGCCUCGGCUUUUCUCUACAGGCGUGGUUCAGAGGGGCACUGAGGAUGGGGAAAUGACAAUGGACGGGGACUCCAAGGGGAAGUAUGCCUUCCCCAUGGGGCUCCAGCACCACUACGUGCCUUGCAGACUCAGCUCCAAGCCACUUGCAGUCCUGCACCUGGUCCUUAGGACGGACGUGUCCAGGACCCUCUGCUUCACCAAUUCCCGAGAGAAUGCCCAUAGGCUUUUCCUGCUAGUACAAGCUUUUGGAGGUAUAAGUGUGGCUGAGUUUUCCUCCUGCUACGGACCCAGCCAGAGGAAGAAGAUAUUGAAGCAGUUUGAGCAGGGCAAGAUCCAGCUCCUCAUCAGCACAGACGCCACUGCCCGAGGCAUUGACGUGCAGGGUGUGGAGCUGGUGGUCAACUACGAUGCGCCCCAGUACCUGAGGACCUACGUGCACAGAGUUGGGAGAACAGCUCGAGCUGGAAAAACUGGACAGGCCUUCACCCUGCUCCUGAAAGUGCAGGAGAAGAAGUUCCUCCGCAUGCUGGCAAAAGCUGGGGUGCCUGAGCUGACUCGCAAUGAGGUCCCCAAUGAGCUCUUGCAGCCGCUGGUUCCUCGGUAUCAGGAAGCCCUGUCCCAGUUGGAGAGGACUGUCAAGGAAGAGCAAACGUCCAAGUUGGUCUAGGCAGGGGACUUGGGGAACCAGAGGGACCCUGCUGCUGGUUAACUGCUAUCUGUCCUGAGCACUGGAUGCUGUGUGAGAAGAAACUUCUGAGGACGCAGCCAGUGUGGAUGGCCCCUUUCCCGCCGGUUUCCUUUGUGUAGGGCACAACCUGGACCUCAGCUCAGGCCUGCAAGCGUCAUGGGAUUUGUGUGGCCUCGGGUCCCAUUGGUCUCUGGAAAUAAACUCCGAUGAGGCUGAAGCCUGGCUAGGACAGUUGGAAAGUAUGGGGAGACUGACAUCAAAGAUCUUUUCAUAGUAGCAGGUGUCCACAGUCAGCAGUGCUUUGUGAUUCACAUCACAGGUGUCACGUUCUGCCCUGGGAUGAAGAGACUCUGUCAUUGACCAUCUCCA